Brachypodium distachyon (stiff brome) is the source of this 1401-nucleotide messenger RNA. Its product is annotated as GPN-loop GTPase 3. The record is from RefSeq and is a predicted model, not a curated record. The transcript has 9 exons. Lineage: Eukaryota; Viridiplantae; Streptophyta; Magnoliopsida; Poales; Poaceae. Gene Ontology annotation, molecular function: GTPase activity. Bases 296 to 1096 code for a protein of 266 amino acids.
GCCUCUCCUCCCCGCCGCCGUCGCUGCCCGCUUUCCUUUUCGCUUCCUCCCCAAAGCCAAAAGACAACCACGCGACUCUGAGCAGACGCUGAUUUGGCAGUGUCCACCCUAAUCGGGAUACUCCUCGCAGCCGUCGUCUGGUGCGGAGCCUACCUCGCCGCCGCCAUCUCCUCCGCCUUCUAAUCUCCCCUCACUUCCCUCUUCUAACCCUAACCCCCCUUCUCCCCUCGCCCCCCCCCUCCCCUUCUCUAAACCUUACUCCAGACCAAACACCUCCACCAAUCACUGUGCCGUCAUGGGUUUCGCGCAGCUCGUCAUCGGCCCCGCCGGCAGCGGCAAGUCGACUUACUGCUCCGGUUUGUAUCAACAUUGUGAGACGGUGGGCAGGAGGAUUCAUAUGGUCAAUCUGGAUCCAGCUGCAGAGCACUUCAGCUAUCCUGUAGCUACUGAUAUUAGGGAGCUCAUAUCGUUGGAUGAUGUCAUGGAGGAGCUUGGGAUGGGACCAAACGGCGGGCUCAUCUAUUGCAUGGAGCACCUUGAAGAUAAUUUGGACGAUUGGUUGGAUGAGCAAUUAGAGAACUAUUUGGAUGAUGACUAUCUUGUGUUUGAUUGCCCAGGCCAGAUUGAACUCUUUACCCAUGUUCCAGUUCUUCGUAACUUUGUUGAGCAUCUGAAACGGAAAAAUUUCACUGUUUGCGCUGUGUACCUUCUCGAUUCGCAGUUUGUCAGUGAUGUAACAAAAUACAUUAGCGGCUGCAUGGCUUCUCUUUCAGCCAUGAUUCAGCUUGAACUUCCUCAUAUCAACAUCCUUUCAAAGAUGGACCUGGUUUCCAACAAAAAAGAUGUGGAAGAGUAUCUAAAUCCUGAGGCACAGGUUCUUCUUUCACAGCUGAAUCGACAUAUGGCACCUCGGUUCGGCAAGUUAAACAAGGCUUUAGCUGAACUGGUCGACGAUUACAGCAUGGUGAAUUUCAUACCACUUGACUUGAGAAAGGAGAGCAGCAUUCAAUAUGUGCUGUCAUGCAUCGACAACUGCAUACAGUAUGGGGAAGACGCCGAUGUGAGGGUUAGGGACUUCAUUCCUGAGGAAGACUGAUCAUUUGAUCAUGCAGAAACCGCGAACUGGUUGGUAUCAUGUAGUGGCAUGGGAGGGGAACAUGGUAAGAACAGCAGAAGUCUCACCUGAUAUGAAUUUAUCGUUAGACCAAACAAAGCAGAAUACAUAUGCAAGCUUGUGUAAAUCAGCUUUUAUAUGCUUCUGUAGUAGGGAAGUUGCUUGUAAAAAUGCUGGUCUGGAGCUUUUGGACGGUGUUAAACAUGAGUAGUAAAUGUUUUGACAGCAACAUUUGUAGUAAACGCUGCGUGCUUUAAUGACACUAAUUCUGUUUGAUUUCGGGGAUU